Messenger RNA from Ipomoea triloba (trilobed morning glory), 1156 nucleotides. RefSeq names its product trans-resveratrol di-O-methyltransferase-like. Gene Ontology annotation, biological process: methylation. Gene Ontology annotation, molecular function: protein dimerization activity; S-adenosylmethionine-dependent methyltransferase activity; O-methyltransferase activity. Lineage: Eukaryota; Viridiplantae; Streptophyta; Magnoliopsida; Solanales; Convolvulaceae. The transcript is spliced from 2 exons. The record is from RefSeq and is a predicted model, not a curated record. Bases 1 to 1038 code for a protein of 345 amino acids.
AUGGAAUUGCAGGAGAAUGAGAUUCUUCACGCCCAAACUCACAUAUGCAACCACAGUUUAAACUUCAUAAACUCUGUCUCUCUCAUAUGUGCAGUUGAGCUAGGCAUAGCAGACAUCAUUCACAGUCACGGUCGACCCAUCACGCUUCAACAAUUGGCCCACGCCCUCCGCAUCAACAACGCAAAAGCCGACCACCUUGCUCGCCUCAUGCGCCUCUUGAUUCGUUCCGGCUUCUUUCUUGACGACAAAGAUGGGUAUGCCCUCGCACCUCCCUCGUGUCUUCUCCUUAAGGACCAUCCCUUCUGUAUGGCACCUUUCAUGAAAGGUUCAUAUACCAUAUUUACUGGACCGUGGCACCGUGUCAGUGAGUGGUUCCACAACGAUGAUCCCACGCCGUUCCAAACGGCCCACGGGACAACAUUUUGGGACAGCGCAGCCCAGGAUCCGGAGCUCAGCCGUUACUUUAACCAAGCCAUGGCCUCUGAUACCCUACUUUUGAUGAGCUUGAUGAGGAAGCAUUGUAGGGGAGUUUUUGAGGGGUUGGAUUCCCUAGUAGAUGUCGGAGGUGGCACCGGGAUGGCGGCCAGAGCCAUCGCCGAUGAGUUUCCCGAUAUGAAGUGUACUGUUUUGGAUCUUCCACAUGUGGUUGCCGGCUUAGAAGGGACCAAGAAUUUGACCUAUGUUGCUGGAAACAUGUUUGAGGCCAUACCUCCUGCUCAUGCAGUUUUUCUAAAGUGGAUAAUGCACGAUUGGAAUGAUGAGGAUUGUGUUACAAUACUAAAGAAAUGCAAAGAAGCAAUUCCUAAGAGAGAAAAUGGAGGAAAGGUGAUAAUUGUUGAUGUGAUUUUAGGCGCCACCCAAAAUGGAGAUGAUGAGUCAAUUCAAACCCAACUUUUUAUGGAUUUUCUAAUGAUGGUUUAUUAUGGUGGGCGAGAGAGAACAUUAAAAGAAUGGGUGAAGAUUUUUAAUGAUGCUGGUUUUACCAAUUAUAUAACAAUUCAACUGGGAUCAAGGUCUCUUUUUCAACUCUUUCCGUAGUUCACAACUAGCCUAUCUCAGGCUGUAUAUUAAGAUUAAGUUCUUCAGUUGAAUUGAAGUUUAAUUUGUCCGAUCCUUUGGAGAUUGUUAAGUUUGUAAAAAUGUGUGAUUUGAUAAA